Molecule: messenger RNA, 1128 nt
Organism: Durusdinium trenchii
Lineage: Eukaryota; Dinophyceae; Suessiales; Symbiodiniaceae
Source: the annotation of a GenBank genome assembly
AUGAUGGAGGCGACAGACGGUGCUUUGACUUCGACGCCGAACUGGAGCCGGAUUCCAAUUCGGAUUGCCUCUGCCUCGGAGGCCGAUGAUGACGAGCUGCCUGACGACGACUUCUUCUUCGGCGGCUAUGAGCCCUCGGAUCCUCCUGAGGCUUCCACGUGGUCAGCGCCUCCUGCAAGGCCGGUCCAGGAGACCAUGGAUGUUGAGCCCACUUCGCCACCAGCUAGAUGGAGAUGCUUGAAGUGUGACUCCACCAACUUGACAGAGAUCGGAACCAUGCAGUGGAGAUGCCGUGACUCCACUCGCGAGGAGUUCUACAAGGACGACCAAGACCCCGAGCCAAGCCUAGAAGGCGACAACGACCCAGAACAAGCAGAAUCUGAACAGAGAACCAAUGACCCCGUCGUGGACCGCGAGGACAUGAAUGUGGGCGGCGCUGCCGGCGGCGACCAGACCUGGAGGGACUCUAAUUCCUCCCCGACUUCAUGGAACUCGAAGAAAGGCCCUAUGCCUGGGGUCAAAUGGAAGAGCGGCCAACCCCCGGCCGUUCCCCAAUGGAAGUACGACCAGAACGACAUGAGAGCUUAUGCCAAGUUCCGCAAGAAGACUGACAUCUGGAAACUCCAAAUGGAAUCCUAUGCCAGCAAGAAGGACCAAGCUUUGCUUCUUUAUGCCGGCUUGACCGGCGAGUUGGAACAAGAACUUGAGCACCUGGACAUGAGCCAGAUCCACAAGGAUGAUGGAGUGGAGGUGAUCAUGGAGCUGCUCAAGAAGCCCUUUGAGCAGCGCUUGACAAACCAGAAAAGAAGAUUCCUCCAUGAGUUCGAAACCUUCCGCUGCCAAGGAGAGACCAUGCGGGGCUAUGUCCAGCGCUUCAGGAGAGUGCAGCGAUCACUCACUGCUGUGGGUGUGAACAUCUCCGGCACCUUUGAUGCCGACUCGCUCGGCUCCCGCCUCUUUGACAGAAGCGGUCUCUCACAUCAGGACCAGAAAUGGUCUGAAGAUUUGGAUGCGUUUGGUAUUGAGCCAAGCCCAGCUCUACGCAAUCCACGCCUUCGGCGAAAGGAUCGGAGACUUCGGGACGAUGCGGUGCUUUCCGUGAACAUGCUGAGAUGCAAUUCAACUUAA